AUGCGCCUCGCCGCCGCCCAGCUCGCGUGCGCGUUCGCGAGCCUCGUCGCCGUCCUCGCCCAGUCGUCCACCACCUCGGACAGCUCGUCCGCUUCGCUCGCCACCACCAUCACGGGCGGAGGCACCGUCGUGUCGACGUCGGCGGCGACGACGAGUGCAGCGUCGAGCACGAGCGUCGACAUCCCGAGGCCGACGGCAAACCUCACCUCGGGCGCAAACCAGGACUUGCGCCUCUGGCCGCCCGUCGGCGGGCUCAAGAUGUGCGAGAGGGUCACUUUCGCCUUCACCGGCCCCUCGGUCCCCAAGACGUGCGGCGUCUACGUCAGCAACACGUCGACCUACAUUCAGCAGAUCCCGCUCGGCGGCGCCUACACGUCGCUCACGGCCGGCGAGUUUGGCUGGCUCGUCGACCUUCCUGCCGGCCUCUCGGUCGUUGUACAAUUCUGUCAGAACACGCAGAGCAUCAUCUCGUACGCGUCGGCGCUCAACACGAGCUACGUCUACACACCACCCUCUGCCAUGUCCGACUCGAAGAGCAGCUCGGCCAACGUCGGCGCGAUCGCCGGCGGCACCAUCGGCGGCGUCGCCCUCCUCCUCGCGGCACUGCUCGGCGUGUACCUCCUCCGCACGCGUCACCGCGCUCGGACCGCGAGCCCGCCGCCGCCCGACGGCGAGGACAAGGCGUGGGAGCCCGGCACGGGCUCGCUCAGCUAUGCGCAGCUCGUCGCCAUGAACUAUGCCGGGCAGGGCCACGGUCAAGGGCUCGGCACAGCGCAGGUCGAGCCGUACCAGAGCCACCACCUGCAGCAGCCGAGCGCCUUUGCCGCAGAGCCCAUGCCUGCAACGCCCGCUCCCACGACCCCGUCUCGCACGCCGCUCUCGCCCGGCGGCACGACCGAGUUUGGCGCCGCGCCGUCGGCCGGCACGGGCAAAGGGUCGGCCACGACCGGCUUGGCGAACCCGGCAAGCUUUGCGAGCAGGAGUCAGAGGGGCUGA
Messenger RNA from Rhodotorula graminis WP1, 996 nucleotides. RefSeq lists its product as uncharacterized. The coding region runs from base 1 to 996 and encodes 331 amino acids. The record is from RefSeq and is a predicted model, not a curated record. Lineage: Eukaryota; Fungi; Basidiomycota; Microbotryomycetes; Sporidiobolales; Sporidiobolaceae. The transcript has 7 exons.